GCACCACAAGGUACUCAAAAAGCAGGGCCUUCACGUGGUACCCAACAACAGCAGGCACCACAAGGUACUCAAAAAGCAGGGCCAUCACGUGGUACCCAACAACAGCAGGCAUCACAAGGUACUCAAAAAGCAGGGCCAUCACGUGGUACCCAACAACAGCAGGUAUCACAAGGUACUCAAGAAGCACGGCCAUCACUUGGUACCCAACUACAGCAAUCAACACGUGGUAUCCAACAACAGCAGAUACGACAUGGUACACAACAGCAGGCAUCACAAAGUCAACAAGCAUGGCCAUCACUUGGUACCCAACAACAGCAGUUAGCACGUGGUAUCCAACAACAGCAGAUACCACAUGCAUGGCCAUCACUUGGUACCCAACAACAGCAGUUAGCACGUGGUACUCAACAACAGCAGAUACCACAUGGUACACAACAGCAGAUCCCACAUGUUACAAAGCAGCAGGCAUCACAAAGUAUUCAACAAGCAUGGCCAUCAUUUGGUACCCAACAACAGCAGUUAGCACGUAGUAUCCAACAACAGCAGAUACCACAUGGUACACAACAGCAGAUACCAUAUGGUACACAACAGCAGAUACCACAUGGUACACAACAGCAGAUAUUACAUGGUAUACAACAGCAGAUAUUACAUGGUAUACAACAGCAGAUACCACAUGGUACACAACAACAGCAGUUAGCACAUGGUAUCCAACAACAGCAGUUAGCACAUGGUAUCCAACAACUGCAGAUAGUACAUGGUACACAACAGCAGGCAUUACAAAGUAGUCAACAAGCGUGGUCAUCACGUGGUACCCAACAACAGCAGUCACCAUGUGGUAUGCAACAACAGCAGGUACCACCAGAUACCCAACAAGCAUGGUCAUUACGUGUUACUCAACAACAGCAGUCACCACAUGGUAUGCAACAUCAGCAGCAAUCACCACAAGAUACCCAACAAGCAUGGUCAUCACGUGGUACUCAACAACAGCAGUCACCACAUGGUAUGCAACAUCAGCAGGUAUCACCAGGUACUCCACAAGCAUGGGCAUCACGUGGUACCCAACAACAACAGUCAUCACAUGAUACUUUGCAAGCAUUGUCAUCGCCUCGCACUAAACAAAUGGCACAUCGUACCGAAAAAUCAGAGCCAAAAACUUUUGAAGAUGUAAAGAUACUUGUUCCUAAAAGACCAUGGCCACGUGAUACUAAAUCAUCAUGGCCAACUAGUCCUAUACCACCAGACAAAUUUGUAUCUAAACAGAAACAACUAGAAAUAGAGGUUUUUGAUCAUGAGUUCCAAAAAAAUAGAAUAUUCAAUAUAUCUUUGAAAAGAGUUGCAGUUCUUGAUUUAUCAUGGUUAAAAAGUGGAUCUGAGAUUGAAAAAUCUGAGAUUGACAUGAAACAAAGGUGUGUUCAAGCAUUGGAUGUUAUUUUACGGCAUGGUCCUUCAUGUCAAUAUACAACGGUUGGCAGAUCACUCUUUCAACCACCAGAAGGUAGAAUUGUAUCAUUGUCAAAUGGUUUAGAUUUAUGGAUUGGUGUAUUUCAAUCUGUUAUAAUUGGAUCCAGGCCAUAUUUGAAUAUAGAUGUUGCACAUAAAGGAUUUCCUACAAGUCAACCAGUUAUUAAUUUAUUGAAAGAGUUCUGCAAGAAUCCGAAAUCUUAUGUAUUACCAGAUGAGAUAACUGCAGCAGACAUAGACCGAAAUUCAGAUAAAAUAAUGAAAUUCUUAAAGGGAUUAAAAGUUCAGUAUGAAUUGCCUGAUCAACCUACCACUAAAAGAACUUACAUUGUAAAUGGAUUAGUUCCUCCUGCAAGAGAAAACACAUUUAGUUUACAAGAUGGAACUAACUGCACAGUUGAACAAUAUUUUUUACAAACUAAAAAAUAUAAAAUAAAACAUUAUGAUUUACCUUGCCUUUGGGUGGGAUCUAAAGCUUCCCAUAUCCAUGUGCCCCUGGAGCUAUGUACAGUCAUAGCUGGGCAAGUCCUGCGGAAAAAAAUGGACGACUCUCAAACUUCCAAAAUGAUUCGUGAAGCAGCAACUAAUACUGAAAGACGCAAAGAGAAAAUUAUGAACGGUUUUGCUAAAAUGGAUUUAAAUCGUCAGUCAACUGUAGCGAAGGAAUUCCAUUUUUCUGUACAAGGGGAAUUUGAAAAAGUGCCGGCAAGAGUUCUUCAAGCUCCCGUGUUGGAAUAUUAUCAGAAGAACAUCAAUGUAUACAAAGGAACAUGGAGAGCAGAAAAAUUUUUAAAUCCAUGUACUUUACCAGAUAAUUCAUGGACUAUAUUAAAUUUAGACAUGUAUGUGCGUGAUCCUGAGUUACAUCAUUUAUAUUUUAAAUUACAAGAGUGUGGUAGAUCUUUAAACAUGAAUAUUAACAAACCACAAACUCCAUUUAAAAAUAUAAAAUUACAUUACAGAGAUGUUAGGAAUGUUCAAGAAUAUUUUAUGGAGAAAAAGCAACAAAAUAUGCAACUUGUAAUAGUAAUACUUCCGAAUGUGGAUCGCGCAUACAGUGUGGUAAAACAAAUUUCGGAAAUUCAUAUACAUGGCGGUAUUGUAACUCAAUGCAUAAAACAGCAAACCUUAAGAAAAUUAAAUGAUUCAACUAUUGGAAAUAUUUUAUUAAAAAUUAAUUCAAAGCUUAAUGGUAUUAAUCACAAAUUGGCUUUGUCUCAUCGGUUGCAGCAAGUCAUGAUCCCAAUGCUUUCCAAUAUAAUGUUGAAAUAAGACUUCAAUCACCGAGAGAAGAAAUAAUCGCCGAUUUGAAAAAAAUUAUGAGGAAACAAUUGCUUUACUUUUACCAGAGAACAGGACAUAAACCCCGAAGAAUAAUUUUUUAUCGGUUUGUAGAUGAAGAUAUUAAACAAUGUGUAAGCUUAAAUACUAAUGCAAUAGACGGUGUAAGUGAAGGACAACUUACGCAAGUGAUACAUAGUGAACUGUUUGCAAUAAAAGAAGCUAUCGCGGAAUUAGAGCACACUGAAAAAUGUAUGGUGCCAAUUACGUUCUUCGUAGUUCAAAAACGACAUCACAUACGUCUUUUCCCAACUGAUAAAAAUAAUUCCGAUGAUAGAAACUUUAACGUUCAAGCAGGUACCAUCGUUGAUUCAGAGAUUACACAUCCAACUCAAAUUGAUUUUUAUCUCGUAUCUCAUGCUAGUAUACAAGGUACCGCGAGACCUACAAAAUACAGAUGUAUAUGGAAUGAAAAUGGAAUGCAAGAAGAUGAAAUUGAGGAGCUUACAUAUUAUCUUUGUCACUUGUUUGCACGUUGCACGAGAUCUGUUAGUUAUCCUGCACCUACAUAUUAUGCUCAUUUGGCUGCUUUUAGAGCAAGAGCAUUAAUACACGAGUAAGUUCGUAGUAUGUUAUUAAAUCCUAUGCACAUAUAUACUUAUUAUGGUGUUUAUGAUUUAUAUUUCUGUGCAGCGUUGAUUUAGAUAUAAAUGAUCUGGAGAAAGAACAGAACGACAAAUUGACUUUACAAUUAAAUGAAAAUUCACCUAUGUUUUUUGUGUAAAACACACGUAUAUAUAUGUAUGUAUCUUUUUAAUCUUUAUAUUUAAUGUUGAUUAUAUAAAUUCUAGAAUAUUAGUGUUUAAAAUACAUCUUAUGCAUGGUAAAUAAAAAUAAUUUUUUUGUUAUUAAUAAAUAUGUUUCUGAUAAAUAUGUUUGACAUGUGUCUAAUAAAUAUGUUUUCCAUAAUUUUUUAAUAUACACAAAAUAUAUUUUAUAUAUGUAUAUUUUAUAUAUAAUUAUAUAUAAUAUAUAUAAUUAUAUAUAUGUAUAUUUUAUAUAUAAUUAUAUAUAAUUCUUAUUUUAUAUCUUAGUUUACUUCAUGUACAAUUCGUAA
Heterotrigona itama is the source of this 3856-nucleotide messenger RNA. Lineage: Eukaryota; Metazoa; Arthropoda; Insecta; Hymenoptera; Apidae. The record is from the annotation of a GenBank genome assembly.